ACGCAACGCCUUACCUUCCUCAUGGCACAAGUGCGAUUCUUCACUCAGACACCUUGUGCUUAUCUACAAUUCAAUUUGCCUGAUUUGGACACCAUCGGAGUUAACGGCGGUAGCGAAAGUGGGGCAUAGACAUGUAUAUCAGCCUUUCCCCAAGCACAUGUUCCUGAUCCCAUAUUCUAGAUCCAUGCGUCGAAGUCGCAUGAACCGUCGUACAAGACCUGCAAAACUUCAGCUUGCUUGAUUUCUAACAAAUGUCCUGCCCUAACUGCUUUAGCGGUCACGUCAACGCGGCUACUCCGAAGGGGAGGGAGGAGAAGGUGUUCGACCGUGAUUGUUACAUCGCCGAGCCUGGAGAAGGCAAGGCCGUCAAAGGAAUCAUCGUCAUCAUCUCAGAUGCCUUUGGCUGGCAGUUCGUCAACAAUAGAAUCCUUGCCGACCACUAUGCAACACGCGGCGAUUUUAAGGUCUAUCUUCCCGACUUCAUGGACGGCACGGCUGCGCCCAUUUCGCUGUUGACGACGACAAACAAACUGCUGGAGGACAAAUCCCUCAUUGGCUGGCUCAAGAAGCCCUUCCAGGUUGUGUCUCUCCUAUCUGUCGCAGCCCCUUAUAUGAUGAGCAACAGCUUCCCGAAGUCCUGGCCGAAGGUUACCUCGUUCUUUCAAGCUCUCCGCGACAGCGAAGAGGGCAAGAAACUGCCUAUCGGCGCAGCUGGUUUCUGCUGGGGUGGCAAGCACACCGUGAACCUCUGUCACGGCUUUCGAACUCCCAGCGGUGUCAAUCUGAUUGACGCGGGUUUCACCGCUCAUCCAUCAAACCUGUCCAUUCCCUCAGAGAUUGAGAAAUUAAAAUUGCCUUUGAGCAUUGCCCAGCCAGAAAAAGAUAUGGCUGUCAGUGUGACACAGUAUGAGACCAUCAAGACGACUUUAGCAAACUUGAAAAAGGAAGAGGGUCUGGAGAGCGAAGUCGUCGAAUACAAAGGGACGACGCAUGGAUUUGCCGUGAGAGCAGAUGAAAGCAAGGAUGAAGCCAAACAAGCCGAACAGGCAGAGGAUCAGGCUAUCAAGUGGUUCCAGACCCAAUUUGCCAAAGUUGAGAGGUGAUGCAUGAAGUCACUGCCUUUUUGGAAAGAAAUUUUUAGGAUUUGGUGUAGUUUUGAUUCGUAUUUCUUUUUCUAAUUUCACGCGAUUCGAGUGUCAGGAGUACUAUCUACGAAGAUAUACCAUAUUCUUGUCGAUCUGCUUCUCAGAUCAAGUUCGGAUAUCAAAAAUUCAAGUUUUAUGCUGCCGGACGCGAUGAGCAUGGUUUAGUCUUAGCUCCGAAUCUAAAGCAAGUUCGGGUCGUUUUCAUGUUGGUUAUUCGAAAAUCCCUGACUGUCAGUUGAAGAA
Molecule: messenger RNA, 1388 nt
Organism: Verruconis gallopava
Lineage: Eukaryota; Fungi; Ascomycota; Dothideomycetes; Venturiales; Sympoventuriaceae
Exons: 2
Coding region: 252-1103 (283 amino acids)
Molecular function (GO): hydrolase activity
Source: RefSeq, a predicted model, not a curated record